Schistosoma turkestanicum is the source of this 570-nucleotide messenger RNA. The record is from the annotation of a GenBank genome assembly. Lineage: Eukaryota; Metazoa; Platyhelminthes; Trematoda; Strigeidida; Schistosomatidae.
AUGACAGUUCUUCACUAUUUACCUUGUAUUUAUUAUUUUAUCUUAGAUCCUGAUGAAGAUGUCAUCAAUGAAAUAAUUGGACAUAGAAGUCUACAACAACGUUUAGCUAUUCAAGAAGCAUAUAAACGUUUAUAUGACAAGGAUAUCACUGAACAUAUUGGUUCUGUAUUACUUGGCAGUUAUGAUAGUCUCGUUAAAACGUUAUUUCGUAAUCCAAUGGAAAUUUUAGCAAAUGAUUUAUACAAAGGAAUGAAAAAUCUUGGAUCAAAUUAUCAAAUCAUGACUGAUAUAAUUUGUUGUUGUAAUAAUACAGAGAUUUAUUUAUUGAAAAAAGCUUAUGAUCAAGGUUAUCGACAACGAUCAUUACAAAUAGAUAUCAUGAAAGAAGCAAAAGGAUCAUAUCGAUUACUUAUGGAACAAUUAUUAAAAGGUGAACGAUGUGAAGAUAAUCCGAACAAAACUGAUACAUCCACAACAACACCAACACCAACACCAACUACAACAACAACAGUAAUUCAAGGCAGUGUCGAUCAACGAUUAGUUGACGAUGAUGUCACUGAAUUGUUAUAA